CAGACAUUCAAAACACACUUUACGCGCAUGCGCAUUAAUAUUCAUGCGCGCAUUUUUUUCGCGCUAUUUUCUCAUUUGACAUUUUUCCCGCAAUAGCACACAAUAUUAUUAUUUAUUUCUCUUGCUACACCCAUGCACUGACAUCACCCUUCAGCAGUCCCGUCUCUUUUAGUGUCUCGCUUCCACUGCAGGUUCAGUCUACAUUAUUUACUUCCACUUAUUUUUUAAAUUUUAUUUUUAUUUGUAGAUAUAAAACAACUAAUUAGCAUUUUAUCUAAUCAAAUAAAUACAUGACGUCGUACCAUGACACAUUAUUUUUAUUAAUAAAUUAUAUUUGCUGUUAAGACAAUUAGAGUUUUAAGAAACUGAUAAAAAAUAAUUUUUUCUAAUUGAUAUAUAUGGCAAUAAAAAAAAACUAAAGAGUGAUAAGAACCAAGUAAAGAACGCCAGCGUGCUCAGUUUGGAAAGAAAUAAAAUUAUAUAAUGUGCUAAAAAUGAAUAGCCAGGUCAAGUGUCAUUACUUUAAAUAUUCAAAUUGAGAUAACCUUUGCUCUGUGGUUUUAUCAUUUCGCUUAAGGGUGUGGGAUAAUUUCCAUGACAUUCCAUAGAUACUUGUUAUCAAACUUUGUAAUAAUUAUCAAGUUAUUGAUGCUUUAUACUGACAAACAAUCAUCAUGACAGAUACAGAAGCAUCGACUUUGUGCCUUCAAAAACCAAAAUCACUUACCCUAGUGAACAAACGAGAGUCACCAGACGAGAAAGAAGAGGAUGGCCCAGAAAUAAGUAAAUGGACACCUCUGCUCAUUCUAGGCGGAGCAGUUGGUUGUCUUGGAUCAGCUGUUCCAGCAGGGUUCAAUAUAGGGGUUGUAAAUAACCCAGCAGACAUUAUCAGAGAAUUUUGCAAUGAAAGUAUUGAAACAAGAUACGGCGUAAAUUUGACAGAAAAAGGAUUAAAUUUCACUUGGUCAGUCAUAGUGUCAAUAUUUUUAAUCGGUGGUGUUGUUGGAUCACUUGUUGCCAGCAUAAUUGCUGAUAAAUAUGGAAGACGAAAUGCCUUGGCAGUGGGAAAUAUUUUUGGUACUUUGGGGGCUGGAUGUUUCCUCCUCGCGCCAACAUUGAAUUCUGUUGAAGUAAUUGUACUUGGAAGACUUCUUGUAGGAUUUUCUGGAGGCAUGGCUACGACAUUAGUACCAAUUUACGUGAUGGAGAUCUCGUCAUUGUCACAGCGCGGAGCCGUGGGUGUAUUAUGUCAAUUAGGAAUAACUGUCGGUGUAUUUUUGGGCCAAGUUGCUGGACUAGACAAUGUCCUUGGUACCAAAGAAACUUGGCACAUUAUGUUUGCUUCCUUUGCACCACUUUGUGUUACUUCUUUAAUUUUAUUAUAUAUUUUACCGGAAAGUCCCAAGUACUUAUAUAUCAUUAAGCAGGAAAAAGAAAAAGCAACUAGGGAACUCGCGAGAUUUCGGGGUGUCAGCACUAGUUUGCUGUACAAUGAAUUGCGAUCACUUGAAAAAGAAGCUACAAUGCGCACGACUUUGGACACAUGGUCCUUUGGUCGUAUUAUCAGAGACCCGUCAGUAAGACUGCCAUUACUUUUAGUAGCAUCCGUUCAACUCGGACAGCAAUUGAGUGGAAUCAAUGCUAUUUUUUAUUAUUCUAAAAAAAUAUUUGAAGCUGCUCAACUGGGCUCAACUGCCGCUCAAUUAGGAAUUCUUGGGACAGGCAUUAUAAAUAUUUUGAUGGCUGUGAUAUCUGUUCGUAUCAUGUCUUACUUUGGCAGACGAACUUUAUUCUUAAUUAGUUGUUAUGCCAGCGCAAUAUGUCUUUUUGUUUUGUUUAUUGGAUUAGCCACUAUAAAAAAAUCAGCCGUUAUGCCUUGGGUAUGUAUAGUAUCCGUCCAAGUAUACGUACUUACAUAUGGUCUUGGAAUGGGACCGAUCCCUUAUUUUAUUGGGUCUGAAUUAUUCGACGUAUCGCCUCGUCCAACUGCAAUGGCAAUCGGCAGUGUUUGUAAUUGGGGUGGUAACUUUAUCGUUGGAUUACUGUUUCCAACAGUAGUAGAUGCAUUGGGACCACCAACUUACUUAAUAUUUAUAUUCUUUAUUAUUAUCGUCGCUGUUUUUGUCAAAUUUUAUUUACCUGAAACACGCGGUGUCAAUACACCAGACAUUGUGGCACAAUUAAGUAGAGGAUUCCGUCGACGAUCUACAUUAAAUUCAUAAUCAAAAAAUAAUUUUACUAUUUUUUAACCAUGACGAAUUUAUAUAAAGUUUAAUUUUUUUUUAUUUUUAUUAUACCACUUUAUUAUAAAUACUUUC
Microplitis demolitor is the source of this 2318-nucleotide messenger RNA. RefSeq names its product solute carrier family 2, facilitated glucose transporter member 3. Gene Ontology annotation, cellular component: membrane. The transcript has 9 exons. Gene Ontology annotation, biological process: monosaccharide transmembrane transport. NCBI's taxonomy places the organism in Eukaryota, Metazoa, Arthropoda, Insecta, Hymenoptera, Braconidae. The coding region runs from base 675 to 2222 and encodes 515 amino acids. Gene Ontology annotation, molecular function: hexose transmembrane transporter activity. The record is from RefSeq and is a predicted model, not a curated record.